GCCAAUUAAAUAUUAUUCAAUCUUAAGAAAGAAAUCCUGACACCUGCUAAAACAUGGAUGCACCUAGAGGACACGAUGCUGAGUGAAAUAAGCCAGACACAAAGGGACAAAUACCGUCUGACGCCACUCGGACGAGGUCCCUAGGGGAGUCAAAUCCGCAGACAGAAAAGCAGGCAGGUGGGUGUCGGGCUGGGGAGUGAGUGUUUAAUGGGGACAGAGUUUCAGUCUGAGAAGAAGGAAAGUUCUGGAGAUCUACUGCCUAACAAGGCCCGUAUCGUUUACGCUACUGAACUGCACACUUAAAAAUGGUUAAGAUGGUUAAUUUUAUGUUAUGUGCUUUGUACCACAAACAAUACAAAAAAGAACAAACGAAAAGACUGUGGUUCAUAGCAGAUGUUCAGUAUAUGUUAGUUCCCUUUUCUGAGUAAUAUUUUAUGCUAAUUUCACCACUGUAAUCAAUACAUAUAUGAAAAAACACACCUUCACAGCAACACCUAGACUAAUGUUUGGGCAAACACCUGGGCUUGUAGCCUGGCCAACAGGGUGCAAAACUGACCCUCACGCCCUCCUCCUCUGCGGGCCCUUGCCCUCCCCGCACCCCCUGCCCCGCUGCCGUCGUGCGGCAGCCCCCACCAGCCUUCUUCUUCUCCAGCUGUGUGGUCCAGGCGUAUAGAUGCGAAUAGUUUCCUUGAAAUGGUCUGGGGAGUUUUGAGGGAAGGGGUGGGAAAGUCUUUUCUCACCGUCGCAAAGCCUGAAGCCACGACCCGGAGCAGCCAGGACAAAGGUAGGGCACCCAGAGCCGGCUUCUUCUUCCAUCCUGGCCCGGGGUCACUGGCCCGGUGCCCGCUGGAGCCAUUUUGUCCCCGUCAGCACAAAUCUUGCGGCCUCAGCAGCUGUCCUGGGCCUCAGCAGGAAAUGUCCCUGUGGCUUCCAUAUUCUGGCAGGCAGAGGGCCAGCCAGGCCGCUGGGGUACAGGGCAUACCUCGCCUGUUCAGAUUCACCAGGUGGUCACAGGGCCGAGGCGGGUGUGUGUGGGCGAGCGCGACUCUGGGGGCCAUGCACGGGGGUGAAGGGAACUCGUGGGGGCCUGUCUGUGACUAUCGCUGGGGGCAGGAGCUGGAGGGGGGAUGGAAGGAGCCCCCUCAGCCCCAGCUUGUAAUCACAGACCUCCGAGUGCCGUGGCCAGGCCAGCAGGUCACUGCCCGGACAGGAGCGCAGGAACCUGGGCCCGGUGUUGGGAGCCGGAGCCGCUGCCCCAGGUCGGGGUGGCGGUGGGUGUGUGUGUCCGAGGGCUGAGCACACAUAGGCGGGGGUGUGUGUGCUGCUGUGGCGUCUUCUUACUAAACAGUCAGGCCACGGGGCUCCCUCAGGAGCCAGCUUUGCUCUUCCGGGCGGAAGGGGGUCAGGUUUCCCUGAGAAUAGCCCCUGACCGCCCCAAGGACACCUGGCUUGGCCUCCCCAUGGCCAGUCCGGCCACCUGGUCCCGUCAGCUCCGCCACCUCUCGCCCCUCGCUCGUGGCCAGCUGUCUUCUCUGUGGACCCCCAGCCCCUUCUGCACAGGGUGGCCAGAGGGGGACCCCAGUGCAUUUGUUUAUUGAACCUGUCUUUAGAGGGUGUCUGCAAAGUGCUGGCACCAUGCUGGGCCCUGGGUCCUUGGGGAUGUGAGGGCGACACCUGUCCAGGGAGGGCCGUCAACAAGAACCCUCACCAAGAAGUGAUGACAGCCCGUGGGGCUUCCGCCGCACAGCGGAGGGAAGGGGCUCACUGGGGAGAAGGGAGCAUCCCCUCUCCUGCCCCGGCCCACGACGUCCACCCUUGCCGUGGCCCAGGGGGGCCUUGGCUGGGACCCAGGGUCAGCGAGGGAGCUCUGGGGUGAGGGGCUGCUCAGGCCAGGAAGGGCCACGUGGGGAAGGGCCAACCUGUCCCAAAAUAGGGCUGACAGGAUCUCCUGGCCAUAAACGGCUCUUGGAAUCUGGACCCCAGGGACCCCGGGCAGCUGGGCCCGCUAAAACUCAGCCGCCCCCUCGGCCCCUUGUACUCGGCCCACAGCAGCUCCAGCGCCACCGUGCAGCGUCCCCUCAGCCGGCCACAGACAUGGUAAGGCUGCUCCCGGCGCCUGGCAGAGCCCCCGGUGGGCUGGGCUGGGCCGUCCAGCGGGAGCUGGGGGCAGUGCCUGGGGGAGAGAGGAGACGGGCAGGCCUCUACGCACACGGGGCUCAGGCUGGGGCCGUGACCAAAGGUGGGAGGGUCUCUGGGGACGUGAGGAAGACGUCCAGUGAGGCUGGGCGGAGAGCGCGGAGUGGGGCGCCCGAGGCCGGGCCCUGCCAGCCAUGGGCGCCGCCCUUGCUCUGGGGGCCAGGCCGGAGCAGCCUUUUCGGAAGGCGGCCGGGGCGGUGGCAGGCGGGGUGGCCGGCGCUGGACCACCCCUCCGGGACGCCAGAACAGGCUGGGGCCCUCACCCUGGCCCCCGGUCAGGCUCCUCCCCACGCUGGUCCACGGUGUCCCUCCCCUGGCCUCACUGGCUGUCCAGCGCUGCCCUACUGCACUCUCACAUGGCUGGCCUGCCCCUGCCUCGAGCGCCGUCCCCUCUGAGUGGCCUCGCGGGGCCCUGCUCUCCCCUCGAGACCCCUCCCCGUGCCGCCUGGCCUCAAGCCUGCUCUGGGCUGGGGCCGCCAGCCUCCCCCGGCCUGAGGGGUGGAGGCCCCGGCGAGCCUGGGCCCGUGUCCCCACAGACGGAGCGCCUGACGGCGGAACAGGUCAAGGAGUACGAGGGCGUCUUUGAGAUGUUUGAUGAGGAGGGCAACGGGGCGGUGAAGACGGACGAGCUGGAGCGGCUCAUGAGUCUGCUGGGCAUCAACCCCACCAAGAGCGAGCUGGCCUCCAUGGCCAAGGACGUGGACCGAGACAGUGAGGCCGGCCGGGGCAGCGGGGGCGCGUCGCCGGGGUGUGAGUGCGGGGGGGCUCGCCACCCUCACUCGGGCACCCGCCGCUUGCUCCCUGCAGGGAGAGGGUUCUUCAACUGCGACAGCUUCCUGGCGCUGAUGGGGGUGUCCUGGGAGAAGGCCCAGAACCAGGAGACCGAGCUCAGGGCGGCCUUCCGCAUCUUCGACAAGGAGGGCAAGGGCUACAUCGACUGGGACACGCUCAAGUACGUGCUCAUGAAUGCGGGCGAGCCCCUCAGCGAGCUGGAGGCCGAGCAGAUGAUGAAGGAAGCCGGCAAGGACGGGGACGGGACCAUCGACUACGAGGGUGAGCGGGGGGUGGGCCCCGGGAGCCCGGCGGCCGGGUCAGGCCAGGCUGCUGACUUGUCCCUCGGCUCUCAGAGUUCGUGGCCGUGAUGACUGGGGAGUCCUUCAAGCUGGUCCAGUAGGAGCAGCCACUGCGGCCAUGGGAGGCCCGCUGCCUGCUGCCAUCAGCCUGCUGCCCACCCUGUCAUCCGCCCCACGCCAGCUCCGUGGCCAAUAAACGCUCCAGCCAGACUCGUGUGUGCUUCACUGUCCCCAGGCUGGAAAAAGGGGCUGCAAAGCUGCGGGUCUGGAGAAGGGAGAGGGUUCUCCUGAGCUGCCCAUCACAGUUGGGCCAUCACUUCUGUGGGACACCUGACACUGCCUACAGCCCGGCUCUGGGCUGCGGACAGCAGCCGGAAGGCCAGGCUG
Physeter macrocephalus (sperm whale) is the source of this 3656-nucleotide messenger RNA. It is a transcript of the gene CALML6, whose product is annotated as calmodulin like 6. Gene Ontology annotation, molecular function: calcium ion binding. Lineage: Eukaryota; Metazoa; Chordata; Mammalia; Artiodactyla; Physeteridae. Gene Ontology annotation, cellular component: myosin II complex. The record is from RefSeq and is a predicted model, not a curated record.